CGUGAGUAGUGCUCAGGGUUGCCGCAGAACACCGGUCUUUUUUCUUUCACUAUUUCAAACGCAUCAUCCCACCGUUUCUUUCCUCUUUCCAAGUUCAGUUUUUGUUUUUAGGUCAGUUGCAUGCAUUGUUCGUCUCCAAAAAUGGUUUGCGAGACUAAAAUUGUUGCUGACGAACAUGAUGCGAUACCUGGGACCAAAAAAGAUAUGAUCGUUUCUUCCUCACAGAUGUGGACUUCUUCCACACCUGCACUAAACCCUCACGAGGAGAAGGAUGUGAGAAAAGAUAAGGUUUUUAUCCGUGAGUUUGAGCGCACGGACCAUGUGGAAGUGCGGCGAAUCUUUUAUGAAGGCAUUAUGGAGAGGAUACCUAAUACUGCAUUUCGGGGACUUAAACAGCAAACAGAAACCCAGUUCAUAUACGUUGUUCUUACAUUAAUGUGCUUUGUUGUGACCCAGUCCUUGGCGCUGACCUGCUGUGCGCCGAUCAUUCUCAUGGGCGCGCGUUAUUACUACAGUAGGAAAGUCAUCCUCAACUAUCUGGAUUACGCGCUCCAAACUGACAUGGCGGACAUCGAGGCAUAUUACAUGAAACCUACAGGCUCCUGCUUCUGGGUGGCGGUGCUGGAGGGUCAGGUGGUGGGCAUCGUGGCGGCACAAGGCCGGGAGGACGACAACACGGUGGAACUGCGCCGCAUGUCCGUCGACUCGCGCUUCCGCGGCAAGGGCAUCGCCAAGGUGCUGGGCCGCCGCGUACUGGAGUUCGCCGUGCUCAACAACUUUGCCGCCGUCGUCUUGGGGACCACCGCCGUCAAGAUGGCUGCCCACAAGCUGUACGAGUCGCUGGGCUUCCGGCGGACGGGAGAGAGCGAGGUCUACCGGCUCCCUGGGAUGAGCUGCUCUCCUCUGGAGAGGGUGUUCUUCCAGAUCCGUUACCACCGUUACCGCUUGCAGCUCCGCGAGGAGUGACGGGGUGGAGGGAGGGAUGGAUGGAGAGAGAUGGAGAGAAGGACGGAGAGAGGGAGAGAGAAGGAGGGAGAGAGAGAGCGCGCAAACGGCCCUCCUCAACCACCGAGCCCUAACCCAAGCCUUCUCCUCUUUGACAGCUUUAUUUAUUUGAAACCAUUAGAGUUCUUUCUUCUACUACUGCCUAUCACUUUACUAUUUCUAUUCCUCAUAAAGCCACUAACUUUUCAUGGUUUGUUUUUUUAUUUGUA
Molecule: messenger RNA, 1214 nt
Organism: Hypomesus transpacificus
Lineage: Eukaryota; Metazoa; Chordata; Actinopteri; Osmeriformes; Osmeridae
Gene: aspnat
Product: N-acetyltransferase 8-like
Exons: 3
Coding region: 121-966 (281 amino acids)
Cellular component (GO): mitochondrial membrane
Molecular function (GO): L-aspartate N-acetyltransferase activity
Source: RefSeq, a predicted model, not a curated record